ACCGGGGAAAAAUGAGAGCACUCUUGAAAUUGUACAGUCUAAGCAGGGCUCCCGCCUGCCUCUUAAAAUAUACAUCAAGUGCGCAGUGGAUCUUGCAGCAAGGCAGAGGCUGUUCCAGCGCCUCGCCAGAGAAACAGACACCCAAAACGUCAAUGCUCAGGCAUCUCACGUCUAAAAUCAAAGCAACGGGUCCCAUUUCCGUGGCAGAGUACAUGAGAGAAGUCCUCACCAACCCAGUCUCGGGCUAUUAUGUGAAGAAUGACAUGCUGGGUGCUGAUGGCGAUUUCAUUACAUCACCAGAGAUAUGCCAAAUCUUUGGAGAGCUGUUGGGUAUCUGGUGUAUAAGUGAGUGGAUGGCAGCAGGGAAACCCAAAGCCUUCCAACUGGUGGAACUGGGCCCAGGCAGAGGCUCCCUGGCCAGUGAUAUUCUCAGGGUGUUCAGUCAGUUGAAAGGGGCUCUGGGUGGAGCUGAGGUAUCAGUGCACCUGGUAGAGGUGAGUCCAAAGCUAAGCCAGGUUCAGGCCCAGUGUCUGACUGGAGAUCAGAACCAGGUUCACGAAGACCAGAGUGUGUACCGUACAGGUACCAGUGCCAGCGGUCUGCCCAUCUCCUGGUAUCACAGGAUAGAUGACGUUCCCAGAGGUUUCAGCAUCUACCUUGCGCAUGAGUUCUUUGAUGCUCUCCCCAUCCAUAAGUUCCAGAAAACAGAGAAGGGUUGGAGGGAGCUGAUGGUGGAUAUAGACUCUGUGGUACCAGACAAGCUGAGGUUUGUUGUCCUGCCAACCCCCACUCUAGCUUCAGCUACACUUAUUCAGCCAGAUGAAAAGAGACAGCAUGUAGAGGUUUGUCCAGAGGGCGGAGUCAUUGUCCAGCAGCUGGCCAAUCGAAUCGCAGAACACGGGGGCGCGGCACUAAUUGCAGAUUAUGGGCAUGAUGGGACUAAGACAGACACGUUCAGAGGCUUCAGAGGGCACCAGCUCCACGACGCGCUAGAGGCACCUGGCACCGCCGACCUCACCGCUGACGUGGACUUCAGUUACCUCAGACGGAUGGCCGAAGACCAGGUGGCCUGCGUGGGACCCAUAACCCAAAGAAACUUCCUGAAAAAUAUGGGCAUUGACACACGUCUACAGGUUCUGCUGAGGAGCUGCGCUGACCCAUCUACGCGUACUCAGCUCAUCCGGGGUUACGACAUGCUGACUAACCCCCAGAAGAUGGGCGAGAGGUUUCUGUUCUUCGGCCUGUUGGCCCGGCGUCGGCUGGCUCCCCCGGACGAGGGAGGGGACUUAAAGAAGAAGAGGGUCCCUCUGCCCGUGGCUGGGUUCAGUGAACUGGGGAACGGCUUAUAA
Messenger RNA from Chanos chanos (milkfish), 1349 nucleotides. It is a transcript of the gene ndufaf7, whose product is annotated as NADH:ubiquinone oxidoreductase complex assembly factor 7. Gene Ontology annotation, biological process: mitochondrial respiratory chain complex I assembly. The transcript has 10 exons. Lineage: Eukaryota; Metazoa; Chordata; Actinopteri; Gonorynchiformes; Chanidae. Gene Ontology annotation, molecular function: protein-arginine omega-N symmetric methyltransferase activity. The record is from RefSeq and is a predicted model, not a curated record. Gene Ontology annotation, cellular component: mitochondrion. Bases 12 to 1349 code for a protein of 445 amino acids.